Gorilla gorilla gorilla (western lowland gorilla) is the source of this 4299-nucleotide messenger RNA. It is a transcript of the gene DYTN, whose product is annotated as dystrotelin. The record is from RefSeq and is a predicted model, not a curated record. Bases 118 to 1851 code for a protein of 577 amino acids. Lineage: Eukaryota; Metazoa; Chordata; Mammalia; Primates; Hominidae. Gene Ontology annotation, biological process: synaptic signaling. Gene Ontology annotation, cellular component: plasma membrane. Gene Ontology annotation, molecular function: zinc ion binding. The transcript is spliced from 12 exons.
UUGCCUUUUUGUUCCCCUGUCCUCAUUCCUCUGCUGCAAAACCUUCUGCUUAAAAUACUGGUUCAUUUCUAGUUACAGGGACCCACUUGCCAUCUGUCAUUCCAGGAAAUUUGUGAAAUGGAUCCAGAUAAACAAGAUGCUCUUAAUAGUAUUGAGAAUUCCAUUUAUAAAACAGCCUUCAAAUUACGAUCAGUGCAAACUCUGUGCCAGUUGGACUUGAUUGACAGCUCCCUGAUUCAGCAGGUCCUACUGGGUCCAAGUUUCUGGGAAGCUGGCAAGCGCUCCCUUUCUGUGCAGCAACUUUCUCAGGCACUCCAAGAGCUGUUUCAGAAGGCCAGGGAGGAAAACCCAGGACAGGUGCAUCCCAGAGCUCCGGAACUCACUCUGAGCCUUCUCACGACAAUGUACAACAGCACAGGAACAGGUUUUCUCCAGCUUAUGCCUGCGGCCGCUGCCCUAACAACCCUCUCAGGAGACAGCCCUCUUACAAAAUACCGAGCUCUUUUUCAACUCUAUGCAGAAAAUAGCAGGGGAGGCUAUGAUUCUGGGCCACGCAUGACUCGAAGGGUUUUGAGAAAACUACUAACAGAUCUACAGCAGAUCCCAACUGUUGUGGGAGAGAGUCGUGCUCUGUGCCCUGUGGAAAGUGCCACCUGCAGCUAUUUCCAAGGGGUGUUGAGCCCAGCAGUCAAAGAAGAAAAAUUCCUGUCUUGGGUCCAAUCUGAGCCUCCCAUCCUCCUGUGGCUCCCGACCUGCCACCGGUUAUCAGCUGCUGAAAGGGUCACUCACCCUGCUUGGUGCACUGUCUGCAGGACUUUCCCAAUCACGGGACUCAGAUACCGCUGUCUGAAGUGUCUCAACUUUGACAUCUGCCAGAUGUGUUUCUUAUCUGGUCUUCACAGCAAGUCCCAUCAGAAGUCUCAUCCUGUCAUUGAGCACUGCAUCCAGAUGUCAGCAAUGCAGAAUACAAAACUUCUCUUCAGGACCCUCAGAAACAACCUUCUUCAGGAGCGCUGUAGGAAGAAAGAAGCAGCGAGAAGGCAGCAGCUGCUGGACCAGGUGAAUCCAAAGGGUGUGCCUCACCAUGCGCAGGCCAGGCUCCUUAAAAAACAGUUAAACCAAUACAAAGACAAGUUGCAAGCUAUAUACACCUCCCAGGAAGAAAGAAGUCGAUUUGAAACAAGGAUUCACAAACUCAGAACCAACCAGGAUAGUCUAUGGACCAAGCUACAACAGAUAAGACGGGACCUACAGGCAAGGUUGCAGCCACCCGGUCCUUCAUCUUCUUCCUUUCAAAAUGUGGGGAACAAGGUUGACCAUUCUUCAACUGAAAAGGUUCCAAAGGGAGGGGAUUAUUUGCAGAUCAAGAAUGCCACUGAAGAUGCUUCAACAGGGGAACCUCUUCCUAAGCUUGAUGAGGUUGACAGAAGUCACAGAAGUCACACAAAUGCAGAGCAUGCUCUGCGAAAUCCAGAAUCACCAGAGACCACUUUGCACAGCACCAGGGCACAAAGCCAAAAACAAAAGAUGCCAAAGAAAGUCAUUAGCACCCUACCCAGUUAUCAAGAGGGACUGAAGCAGGACAUCCCCAAAAUGGUUCCUGCUGAAAUGAGCAGUCCUGCUCUGGCAGCCGUGGAAAAGAAAGAGGCAGGUAACAUCAAGGAGAGAAAGGAUGAGCUGGAGGAAGAGGAACUGCAAGAACUAUUGUCAAAACUUAUGGAUGCCUUCAAUCUAAAAACACCAUCAGGCCCGGAGUCUUCAGUAAACAUGGACCUGUACAGUGGGGCUCAGCGAGUGUGCAGGGCCUUCUCUGCCCUUGUUGAUCAAAUUGCCUUGCCCAAUUUGAAGUGAAAUGGAGUCCAGGCUCAAAGGCCUCUUGGUGUGAUGACAAAAUGCAGUUGCACAACUGUAUUAAAAGAAUUAAGACUUCUACCUUUCUUUUAAUAGUUUAGUGUGAACUAUGAAGAAAACAAGUUUUGUUUUUUGAUCUCCCUCCCUACUUAUGUAUCUUAGUUCUGCAGUUCAGAGUGAAGGUUGGGGGUUAGCGGGGCACGUAGAGGAUGAAGAAGGAAGGAAGAUAUGGCAGAGUCAGAUCUCUUCAUGAAGGGCCAUCCUUACUGUGAAUACCUCCGGAGUAACAUUCAAGCGUGUGACCUACAUGGAUGCAUGCAACUGUCUUCCUCAAGUAUCAUGUAAAUUACUGAAUUGAUGGCCUAAUUUUCUAUCUUGAUGCUUCUGCUGGAGAAUAGGCUUAGCAAAGAACUAACUACAUACAUACAUACACACACACACACACACACACACAAUUGAGUGCAUGUAAAACUGGUAACAUCUGAAUAAAUUUGGAUUAUACCACUGUCAGUUUCCUAGUUGUAAUAUUGUACCAUAGUUAUGCAAGAUGUUCCCAUUGGGGAAACUAGAUGAAGGGCAUACAGAUGUCUCUGUAUUAUUUCUUAUAACUGUAUAUGAAUCAAGUAUCUCAAAAUAAAAAAUUUAAUAUAUGAAUGUUUGUCGCUAAAAUCUCCACAUCCAACAAGUUUCACUAAAGCAUCAGUGUGCCUCCUUUCUCUGUUAUGUUGGAUUAGGUUAUAGAUGCUUAACUUACUAAUGCCCAAAGUAAUAGCUAACCUUUUUUGACUGUUAGAGCACUUAGUUUUUAAGCACUUUCUAUGUGCUGACUCAUUUAAUCCUCACAAGAAACCUAGGUAGUACAUUUCUCAUUUUAUGAGGAAACUGAGGCACAAACAGGUUUAGUAACUUGUCCAAAGUUGAUUUGGCCACUUCUUGAUGAAGCUGGGAUUUGAACUCAGCUUCUGAGCCUAUACUCUAACUACUACUCUGUACUUCCUUUCAAUAAACAUUGUGCUGAUUUCAAUGUUUUUGUCUAUUAUCUUGAGAUGCAGGCCAUGUUACAUUCAGAAAGGCGGUGGAUUUUUAUAUGAUCUGUAAUUCCUAGAACUGUUUACAGAGUGAAAUAAUGUCCCAUUGGAUGGGAUUAGGACUAGGUUAUCCCUGUUCCAUCUCAUCCUAAUAGUUUUUAAUCUGCUUUUCAGCUUAUCAUAAACUUUUGGUUUUAGUUUUGUUGCUUAGCAUAGUUACUCUUCUUUUUACUUCAUCCCAGUUUGUUCCUUACACUUUUGGUAAGCUUCAUCAGCAAGCUGCAGUCCCUGGGCCAAAUUCGGCUUGCUCCCUGUUUUGAACAGGCUAUGAGCUAAGUGUGGUUAUUAUAUCUUUUUAAAACAUUGAAAAAGUCCAAAGAAAAAUAUUUUGUGGCACCUGAAAAGUGUAUGGACUCUGAUUUCAGUGUCCAUAAACAGAGUUUUGUUGGAACACAACCAUAUUCAUUCAGUUAUGUAUUGUGAUAACUGCUUUUGUUCUGCCGAGGCCGAAUUGAUUAGUUACAGCAGAGACUGGAUGGUCCAGAAAGCCUAUAAUAUUUACUAUCAGACUCUACAGAAAAAGAUUGCCAAUCCCCAUUGUGGAGUACCAAGGUGAGGGAAGAACAAAGGGCAGGCUCUUCUGCAAGCUCAUUCUCCAAGUGUAGUUCCUCUUUGAUGAUUUAUAAGAGAGAGUGAAUUUACGUGAUGGUUUUGAAGAAUAUGAUGAAAACCAUUAGAAAAAGCACCAUCAAUGCAAAAUCAUGAGCCUAUAUGUUGAAAAAGUAGUCAAAGCGUGGCAGCUUUUUAAUAAAAUACUAAUUUUCCCAAGGAGCCAAAAGCUGAGGCUGGGCCUUCUCCCCCACCUCUUUCCCCAAGCUUCCUUUUCCUGUUGUGAAGACUCAGCUAAUCCUCAAAUGAAACUGUUUUCUGAUAAUAACCCUUUAGAUGCAAUUUCUAGUUUAAGGAGGGUCCUAAUCCUUCAAUGAAAAGAUUUACUGAGGCUUCCUUUGGACCUGAAAAAAGCAAGGGAAUUGCUAACAUAUCUGAAAUUCAAACUGGCUGUCAAUCCUACAUAUUGGUUAUAAUAGAAUGAUUGGAGAGUUGGGAAUAAUUAGAGAUAAAAAUAGCAUUGUGUCUCUAACUCAAAUACAUUUGCUAAUUGGAAUUCUCUGCUAUAAACCUUGUUCAGGCCUGGUCAUUUUUCAGGAAAAUAAUUAUUUAUGGGUUCUUCUCUUAUAAUGCUGUUCCUUCUAUUUUGUUUUUCAAUGCAAAGUGUAACCACUUAUAGAGUUAUAAUAUUUAAUCAAAUAACAAAUAUGCUUAUCGGGAAAUAAUUUGUAUGUAUUUACACUUAAACAUUAUUUUAUUAGAGUUUGGAUGUCAUUAGUGGUAACAUUAAAUAUUGAAAUAAAGAGACUCC